AUGGAGGAGCAGGGUGUGCUGGAGACGUUCCUAAAGAACCACCCAAAGGUCAAUACAGCUGCCAAGUAUCAUCUCAACAGUGAUGCUGUUGCUUAUGAACCCAUCACUAACUAUGUGGAUGUGAUUGAGUCUUUCUACUUUGGGGAGAUGAACAUCGGGAUACCACCCCCAAAUUUCCUGGUUCUCUUUGACACAGGCUCCUCCAACCAGCGGGUGCCCUCCAUCUACGGCAGCGCCAGGCCCGCUGUGACGUUUCUGAAAGCAAAUGGGUUUUGUGGAACCAUGGUUUGGGCUCUUGACUUGGAUGACUUCCUAGGCAACUUCUCCAGUGAGAAUUCAUAUCCUCUCAUCUCCAAACUCAGGUCUCUGCUGGGGCUGCCGAUGCCAGAACCUCCCAAACCCUCAUCUCCCAGUGCAUUCUGUGAAGGCAAGGCUGAUGGGUUCUGUGGGGACCCUGAUGACCCAUCCAGGUUUUACGAGUGUGCUAGUGGUAACACUGUGGCCAAAAGGUAUAAGCAGCAGAUCCUAGCUGGGAAGCCCAUCGGAGGACUUCUCAUAUUUGUAUUUUUUGUUUCAGGUUUGGCUGUUCUGCUGCAGGUGCAAUGAGGCUCGGCCUAUAAGCUUGUGUGCUGCUUUACCAACUGGUCUCAGCAUCAACUGGAAUCAGCCAAGUUCUUCCCUAAGGAUGUGGACUCAUGUCUGUGCACGCACCUGAUACAUGCUUUCACCACCAUGAAUGACGACAAGAUUGCUCCCGAUGAAUGGAACAAUGUUGAUAGCAAUGGAGAUCUGGUCAACUUGCUGGCUGUAAGUGGCUGGAACUUUGGCACUUAGAAGUUUACCACCAUGGUCUCCACAGCUGCCAGCUACAAAGCUUUCAUCUGUUCUGUCAUUGGCUUCCUUCAUCACAUGGAUGGCAUUAACUUGGGCAUUGAAUAUCCAGGGUCCCGCAGAAGCCCACCUGAGGACAAGCAAGAAAGGGGAAUUAUUAUGAGCUUGAAAGUGGCCCGAGAGGUACUUACUAUAGGACAUAAUGAAGACAGCCACUCAAAUCCACCCUUACUCUCUCUCCAGAAAAUGCUGGAAGCUUUCAAAGAAAAAUCUAAAGAAACAGGAUGCCCCAGGCUGCUUCUCACAGCAGCUGUAUCUGCUGUCCUUUGUUCCUGGCUCCUUGAUUUCACCAGCAUGAUGGUCUAUGAUUUCCAUGGUAGCUGGGACAUCUAUGGGCAAAACAAUCCCCUGCACAUAGGAUCCAAGGAUCAAGUGGAGAAGCUCACCAUGGGCUUCCAGCUCAACAGUUCUGGCACCUCAGUUGUUGACCCAGUCUCUGGAACAGGGUCAUCUGGUCCUUACCUGCGUGAGGCUGGCUUCUGAGCUUAUUAUGAGAUCUGUGCAUUCUUAAGUGGGGCCACAAUUUACUUUCUCAAGGAGAACGAUUUUGGCGGGGCCACGGUUUGGGCCAUUGAUCUAGAUGACUUCUCAGGCUCCUUCUGCAAUGAGGGCAAACACCCACUCAUAAGCAAACUGAAGUCACUGCUGGACCUGUCCUUAGAUGUGUCACUAUCGAGUUCAACAUGUUAUUCUAAGGAAGCUGCAGGCCAAGCUGCAAAGAGCACCAAAUGCAGAGGGGUCAGAUCCACGGCCACCAACACCUGCUAUAGCCGACCGGUGACACCCAGAAGCGAAGGCUUCUGUGCCAAUAUUGGUGGAGGUGGUGGCAGUGGUGGACAAGGAGGCGGUGACAGGGGCAGUGGAGGAGAUGGAGGUUUCUGUCCUGGUAAAGCAGAUGGCAUCUAUAGUAAUCCUGAAGACAAUACCAAGUCCUACCAGUGUGUGGAAGGCAAGACCUUCUACCUCCAGCGUGCCCAAGGUUGA
Molecule: messenger RNA, 1875 nt
Organism: Galeopterus variegatus (Sunda flying lemur)
Lineage: Eukaryota; Metazoa; Chordata; Mammalia; Dermoptera; Cynocephalidae
Product: acidic mammalian chitinase-like
Biological process (GO): carbohydrate metabolic process; chitin catabolic process
Cellular component (GO): extracellular region
Molecular function (GO): chitinase activity; chitin binding
Source: RefSeq, a predicted model, not a curated record